This is a messenger RNA of Chroicocephalus ridibundus (black-headed gull), 1572 nucleotides long. It is a transcript of the gene ACBD4, whose product is annotated as acyl-CoA binding domain containing 4. The record is from RefSeq and is a predicted model, not a curated record. The transcript is spliced from 10 exons. Gene Ontology annotation, biological process: fatty acid metabolic process. The coding region runs from base 59 to 1147 and encodes 362 amino acids. NCBI's taxonomy places the organism in Eukaryota, Metazoa, Chordata, Aves, Charadriiformes, Laridae. Gene Ontology annotation, molecular function: fatty-acyl-CoA binding. Gene Ontology annotation, cellular component: cytoplasm.
UUGGUCCCCGCCCUCUCCCCUCACGGAGGGAGAGCCGGGCAGCGGGGCCGGUAGCGCCAUGGAGGAGGCGGCGGCGGAUUGCGGGGCCCAGUUCCGCGCCGCCGUCCAGGUUAUCCAAGGGCUGCCCCGGAGCGGUUCCUACCGGCCGUCUUAUGAGGAGAUGCUGCGUUUCUACAGCUACUACAAGCAGGCGACGGCGGGGCGCUGCCAAGGACCCAGGCCCGGCUUCUGGGACCCCAUCGGCCGGUACAAGUGGGAUGCUUGGCACAGCCUGGGGAGGAUGUCCAAAGAGGAGGCAAUGGCAGCUUAUGUGGCCGAGAUGAAGAAAGUGGCCCAAAAGGUCAUCGACACGGUGCCCAUGGACGAGACGACAGAGGAGAUGUUUGGGUACUUCGAACCGCUCUACGAGGUGAUCCAUGACAUGCCCCGGCCCCCUGAGGCCUUCUUCAAGAGGAAAAGGGGCAGUCAGGAGCAGACAGCCAACCGCAACCAGGAUGACCCAGCGAGCAGCCCGGCUCCGGAGCACCCCAAAGACGCCCUGCCCGAGGAGCAGCGGAACGGGCCGCACGUGCCAGGAGGUGGGCUGGCUCCUGCCGCCGAGGCGCUUGAGGGUAGCCAGGUGACCAGUGACUCCGAGGGGGACGUGUACUGCGAUACCCUGGAGCUUAUGGAGCCUGAGCAGGCUGGGCGGCCGCUGGGUCUCUCCCCGGAUGGCGUCGGGGCCGGGCCUGAGCCCCCCAUGCCCCGCGGCACCGGGCAGGGGGAACGGGGCGAAGGCAGAAGAGGAGAGGGGAGGAGCGGCGCUGGCCUCGCAGCCCAUGGCUCCGAGAGAGAUCUCCAGCUCGCCGGGGGGGAGCAGGAUGCCGAGAGCACCCAGGGGCUGCCGGACCAGCUGGACACCCACGUGGCCGGCACCGUCCGGGCCCUGCAGGAUGAUAUGCGGCGAGUGCUGGAGCGCCUGAGCGAGCUGGAGACGCUCGCCUCUGCCCAGGGGGAUGCAGCUGGGACCGACCCUGGCCGCUCGCUCGCUCCACAGGAAACGUCCCCAUGGCCCCUGACCGUCUCCCCGCGCACCCUGCUCUUCCUCAUCGCCUGGCCCUUCGUCACCCAGUGGCUGCUGCGCCGCUGGCAGGGCAAGAUGAGGUGACAGCCGCGUCCCCCAUGCCACCUCCGGCCCCGACUCGGGGUGCAGGAUGUCACCAUCCCGCUUAGACGCGCCACGGGAUCACCGAGGGAAGGGCCUCACCCAGCCAGGGGGGUCUCCCGCGGGCCGGGACCCCCCAUCCCCGGGGGGACGGGGACGCCACUGCGCACCGCUGAUUGUCACCGUCACUCUCAGGGUCACUCAUCUGCCGGGAUGGACACGGGAAUGUCUGUCCGUGGGGUGCGGGAUCGCCCCGAAAGGGAUCCCCCCGGGACAAAGGGGGCGGGGGGGCGGGGGGAUCCCCUCCCUGCCAUGCACAGAGGGACCUGGUGCUGGGGGGGGCGGUGGGGGACAGACACUGUCCCUGUCCCCGGGUUCCAUGACGUGCUUGGACAUCUGAACCUCAAUUAAAGUUGCCUUUUCAAUCU